Molecule: messenger RNA, 1386 nt
Organism: Budorcas taxicolor (takin)
Lineage: Eukaryota; Metazoa; Chordata; Mammalia; Artiodactyla; Bovidae
Gene: FAM124B
Product: family with sequence similarity 124 member B
Exons: 2
Coding region: 1-1386 (461 amino acids)
Cellular component (GO): nucleoplasm
Source: RefSeq, a predicted model, not a curated record
AUGGAUGAGAUACCGGAGCCCCCGGCCAUGACUGUCCAUCUCCUGGCCAACGCGGGGCAGGGCUUGCUUUUGCAGCAAACCCUGGAUCGGCUCCUAGACUGCAUUUGCCCAGAUAUCCGUCUCUUUCUUGUGUCUGAGCGGGCCAGUCCAGUGAAAUACUACGACAAGUGCUACUCCAAGCGGUCACGCUUCCCGGGGAUGUCUGUUCUGCUUUUCUUGCAGGAGAACCUAGGUGAGGAGAGGCUUUUCCGCGUGCUUGACUCCCUACAGCAUUGGCCGUGGCAGUGCUACCCCACGCAGAACACCCAGGGAAGACCCUGCCCCUACAUUCUUGCCAAUCAGGAAUUCUACAGUCUGGACAGCCAGAUGCCCAUCUGGGGCGUGAGGCAGGUGCACUGUGGCACUGAGAUCCUGAGAGUGACACUCUACUGCAGUUUUGAUAACUACGAAGACGCCAUCCAGCUCUACGCAAUGAUCCUGCAGAGAGAAGCCACCUUGCAAAAGAGCAACUUCUGUUUCUUCAUGCUCUACUCCACUGAGACCUUCGCCCUGCAGCUCUCCCUGAAGCAGCUGCCCCUCGGAACAUCGGUGGACCCCAAAGAGGCUUCAGUGUUGCAGUUCAAGGUCCAGGAGAUUGGCCAGUUAGUGCCUCUUCUACCCCAUCCCUGUGUCCCCAUCAGCCGCACCCGGUGGCAAACACAGGACUAUGACGGCAACAAGAUUCUGCUUCAGGUCCAGUUGAAUCCAGGACUUGGUGUGAGGAAUGGUGAGCCUCCUUUGCUGAAUGACACCUCGGGAGCUGACACUCUUCCCCAAGGCUCCAGGCUGAUCCCUGUCUCUGCAAUUAGGACCCUAGAGUUGAGGAGUCAAAGGAAUCGGGGCAGAAGGUUCAAGGUGGGCUCCCUGGAGCGGCCUGAGCCUGGUGGGCAGCCAGCGUCAGACGGUUCCGGUGACACUUCGUGGAAAAGCCCUGGUGGCUCAGCUCAGCCCAGCAGCCCAGCCACGGAAUCCCAACCGCAACUGUCUUCUCUUCACCUCGAACCCAGGGCCAGAACGAAGGUCCUCGGCCGGGAAAACAGCUUCGAGAAGCUGGAGGCAGAGACCAAUGUUGACACCGGAUUCACCGUGGUCAGUUCUGAGCCCAGGCCAUCUUUUGCGAGCAGAUUUCCUAGGAAUCUUCAGACCCACCAGCCACCAUCAUGCUUGUCAACCUCUUUCUCAGGGUCAGCUGCUUCCAAAAACAACAGGAUCUUUAAGGAAAGGGUUCACCCCCUGUCACUUGCUGGCCAAAGGGACCUUGGUGCUAAGAAGAUACUCUCAGAACGUCCCCUUCCUCUGCCAGUCCAGGGUGAAGCAAAAGAAGCAGAAGAAGAAUUCUUUAUAUAG